Entelurus aequoreus (snake pipefish) is the source of this 711-nucleotide messenger RNA. RefSeq lists its product as uncharacterized. Lineage: Eukaryota; Metazoa; Chordata; Actinopteri; Syngnathiformes; Syngnathidae. The transcript has 3 exons. The record is from RefSeq and is a predicted model, not a curated record. The coding region runs from base 1 to 711 and encodes 236 amino acids.
AUGCGAGUCCACCCACUGCCAGACAAAGCCAGCGCCUGCCCCAACCCAACUCUGCAAGGUCCAUACCAUCAACCGAACGCAGAAAAACUGCACAGACCCCAUGCCCAACGUGAACACUGCAUCCUGGCCAUCCACACAGCAAUGUGCCCAUACAAGUCCCGGCCAGGAACGGAGCCCCCCAACGAGGGAAAAAGUCAACGCAUCCCGUCUACAUCAAUGCCAACCGCCGGAAGCACCACAGCCCCUUCGCAGUACAAACACCUGCAGCCGCCGAAACCGAAACAAAAGAGCGACCGACCCCACAAACCACCACAACGCACACACCCAGCUACCACCGAGACCGCCAACCCACCGACCCCAACUCAUUCACAGCCCAGCCAAUCGAGCCACCGGACAUCCACCCCGGCCAACCAAACACCCCAACGCGUCGCCGACCACACCCACCGCCACAGCUCCGUAGAGCCGCAGACAGCGCCGGUGAACGCCACCGAGAGGCGAACAGCGGGCCCGCACAGCCGCAGCGCGACCCAGGACAGAAGGAGGAAGCCCAAGGAGACCCGAGGCCAGAGGGGCACGGGCCGUCCCCCGCCCGACAGCGGCAAGCCCCCCAGGCCCCCGGGUGCAACCCCCCGCCCAACCACCUACGAGAGGAACAGCUCCCCACCCGACCCAAGGCGGCCGCCCGCAGCCCCAACCACCCCCGACCGCUAG